ACUAGCACUUACUUACUCGGAGUUAGAGCUAACCAAUCUCCUCUGCUGCACAACAAUAGUUUAAUUUCAUUCAUAUACUUUACCUUUUCACUGAAAAGUGUUAUAGCAUAUGAUAAAAUUCUAUUUAUAUCAAUUGAUUCCAUAACGUAUACCCAAUCCUACGGAAAUAAGAAGUAUACAACUUUUUAGUUAUGUAGUUAAAACUUACAAUCAUCGGUUCUCCAAAAACAAUCAAAUUAUUGAGGAACUAAAAUCCAAAAAAAAAAGUGCAGGUGUCGAAGCUGUGACUUAGGUGCUGAUUGGUUUUCCUGCUACCACCCGCAAACGCAGCUUUUGCGGUUGAUAGCGGUUGUUGGCGUUUCAAAACAAUCACAGAAAACGCUACAAAUCGCUUCAAACCGUUCCGAACCUCUUAAAAUCAAAAGCUGGUUCCAGCUAGCGUUUGCGGUUGUGGGCGGUUGCGGGAGGGUAAAUUUUUUUUCUUUAAAAACAGAAUAAAUAAAAUAAUACUAAAAAUAUCCAAUAAAAAUUUUCAAUUGAAAUAAUAGAAAUUGUAAAAUGUAUUCAUAUUAUAUUUCAAUUUAUAUUAUAAAAAUUCAAAACUAAAAUAUUUUCUAUAAAUUUUUAAAAUUGAAUAAUAUGAUUUUAUAAAUAUAAAUUUUAUACUUAUCAUAUUAUUAUGAUUUUUAAUAUUUUUAUAAUUACAUAAAAUGUAAAUAUUGUUAAAUUAUUAUUUAACAGAUGUUGCGUUUGGUAGUUUACCAGUCAUAAGAGUCCCGCAAACGCAACAAUUUCUAACAGUUAUACCAAUCGUACAAAUCUCUAGAAAACGCUUAAAACUGCAACCACCCGCACCCGCAAACUCCCGCAACCACAACCGCAACCGCUGCGGUUACACCAGUCAGGCCCUUAAUGCCAAUUAUAUAUGUGUCCAACUACAUUAUCAUAAGGGUCCACUUGAUAAAUUGAUCAGAUUAAAAGAAGAAAAAAAAGUCAUUUGGUGAGAGAAAAAAUAAAAGCGAUGCCACGGGGUCUGUCACAGUGACGACUGUCCACUUUAGCCAACCAUCACCACCGUGGUCCGUGACGCUCUCCCUGCAUACGUGCCGAUUCGUCGUUGGAUCAUUUGGAUGAUUACAUUUACCUUUUUUAUAUCUUGGUGACGCAGUUUCCUCCUCUUAUUUGUUCUUCUUCUAAAGUGGGAUAAAGUCUUAAAUCCUAAGUUUGCAAAUAGUGUCUACUUUUGUCAUAGGAUUCGCUUUCUUUCUUGGAGAUAUCUAAGCAUAAUUUGUGACUAAUUUAUUUAGGAUUAUUAUUCCAUCAGUCUGAUGCAAAGGACGCUGACAUUUGCUUUGACUAACUCCUAAAGAUUCCUUGUGAAGUUAGUUUGUCUGAGGCUAGUACCAAUGCCAUUUGUUGUUCACAUGAUGUAUUUUGUAAAGUCUGGGAAAUUUUUCAGUUACAAUGUGUCUGAGUUACUGACAAUGUUUUUACCUUUUAGUGAAUCCAACAAAUACAACUCACAACUGUGGAUGGUAAGAAACCCCAUGAAAACAAGGCAGUAUUCCUUGAAAGAUAUAUGGUAAUAUCACAAGCUACUAACCAAAGGUUGUCUGAAAUAUCGAAAAAAUAUAUGAUGAUCCAAACUAACAAAACAAGUGGAAAAUUAAUUGGGGAAAAAAUGGAACUAGACGUUAACAAGAAAAGAUCUAAUCCGAAUGAAUAAAGCUAAGUAGUCCAGGAAUACAUGACAUGUAUCAAAAACAUAAAACAAGCAGCAGCAACAACAAAAUUGAAAAUAUUCUCGUGCUAUUUUUAACAUUUGAACAUAUUCAUCAAGACACUAAUUUUUUUGUUUUGUUUUAAAACUGUCACAUAAGACUCGCUCAAAUUGCUAAGCAAAGCCACUGAUAUAUAUUUAACAUAGCCACUUCCUUCUCCUCACUUCUCUCUACUCACUUAUUAGUUAUCACAAUAGUUUCUUUCACCACAAGCAAUUCUCAUAACAAAACCUUUUCUUCUUUCCCAAGCAAUUAACAAAACUAGAUACAGCCGGAUUGUUUCUAAUCCGGCCGUACCAAUCCUCAAAUGGCAUCAAUAACAACAAUACCAGAUGCUGAUGUCUUCCCCACAGUCACCAUGCCCGUCACAGUAGUCUUAACCGGCGGUCUUCUCUUUAUCAUUGUCGCCGGAUUCUUCUCUCUCUUCUUCUGGAGAUGCCUUCUGAAUCGCUUGUCCUCAGCUUGGACCCUUCAGAGAACACCCUACGGUGACCUAAUCCACGUCACCACUCCCCCUGAAAACGCAGGCCUCGACCCGUUUAUCAUCAAGUCCUUUCCCGUGUUCCUCUACUCAACCGCAACGAUGAGAAACCAAUGCACAGAAUGUGCUAUCUGCUUGUCAGAGUUUUCAGAUGAAGACACCGUUAGGCUUAUAACGGUGUGUCGUCACGGGUUUCACUCAGCUUGCAUUGAUCUUUGGUUUGCGUCACACAAGACUUGUCCUGUUUGCCGGUGCGAGUUAGACCCGGGACUGGUCGGAUCUGGAAGCCACGAGUCUUUGCACAACACGGUUACAAUCACUAUUCAAGACUUAAACCAUGAAGAAGCGAAUCCUCCUUCCGCUAACUCAAGCAAAAGGUUUUUCCCUGAAGCCUUCUCUAGGUCACAUUCCACAGGGCAUUUCAUGUUUAAGACGACGGAUGUCGUCAAUGUGAAGACCAAAGGAAAACAUUACCAAACAGCAGGAAGCAGUGUCAUGACCACUACUAGUUCAAGCAAAAUGCUUAUGGAAGCCUCCUCGGCGUGGCGGUUCUCGAGGUCGCAUUCUACAGGGCAUUUCAUGUUUAAGACGAUGGAUCAUAAGACCAAGAGAAAACAUUACCAAACGGGCAGCAGUGUCAUGAUGUUUGAGGAAAACACACCUACUACUACUACAACUAGCUCAAGCAAAAGGCUUCCGGAAGCCUCAUCGGCUUGGCGAUUUUCGAGGUCGUAUUCUACAGGGCAGUUCAUGGGUAAGACGAGGGAUGUCACCAUGAAGAUCAAAGGAAGACACUACCAAACAGGAAGCUGUGCCUCGUUUGAUGAACUUACUAGGUAUGAUGAAGCUACAGGAUACGGAAUGGCUUGGUGAUUGAUUCAUCAUUACAUUAGCAAGGAUUUUUGAAGUCUUAGUUUGCCAAUAAAUUCUACUUUUUGUGUUCUUACAUAUUCAAAACUUGUAAUAAAGAUGUGUAGUGAAGAAUAAACUGAGAAAGAAUAAGAGUCAUCAUCACUCCACAGGUUUUUCUUCA
Messenger RNA from Raphanus sativus (radish), 3295 nucleotides. RefSeq names its product RING-H2 finger protein ATL28-like. Lineage: Eukaryota; Viridiplantae; Streptophyta; Magnoliopsida; Brassicales; Brassicaceae. The transcript has a single exon. The record is from RefSeq and is a predicted model, not a curated record. The coding region runs from base 2089 to 3135 and encodes 348 amino acids.